GCCAUGGAGAAAGAGGAGGAAGGGAAUAGGGAGAGAGUGGAGGUAGGAGGGUAAAAGCAAGAGAGAACAAGAAGAGGGGGCAAGCAUCCCCUUUUAUAGUGUCAGUUAUACCUAACUGUUGCCAGGUAACUGUAGGGCGGAGCUUAGACAGAAAGCUAACAGAGCCAGGAUAGGAGGAUUGAGAAACUGACAGGCCAGAGAGAAAGAACCCACCCUCACCUCAGGGGUAGAUGUUCCACCUGGCCUCCCAUGAUCGUGAUAAAGAUAAAGGAGAGGCAGAAAGGACCACUCGGAGCCCUAGGCAUACCUCAGGGAACAUCUCUGUCUCUGCUCUUAAGGAGCAGAUCACCACAGCAUAAGAAAAGCACCAGGCUUGUGCUUCCUACCAACUCUUGGCAGGCACCACCUAGGGCAGUGGUUCCCAACCUUCCCAAUGCUGUGACCCUUAACACAAUUCCUCAUGCUGGGGUGACCCUCCCCCAACCAUAAAAUCACCUCUGUUGCUACUUCAUAACUGUAAUUUUGCUAGUGUGAUGAAUCGUAAUAUCAACAUCUUUGUUUUCCAGUGAUCUCACAAGCCACCGUGUGAGAACCACUGACUUAAGAGAUGGAGCCAAAUUUCCUUUUUUAUUGUGUGAUCUUGGGACAGUACUGUAUCCAUCCCCUCUUCAUCCACCAUUUAAGGGAGAAGCUACUUUGCUGGACAGAGAUGAAUGCUAGGAGAAAUUCUGGGUCUAGGGGUUUAUGAUAACCUGGGCAGCAUAACAAAGCUGGCAGAGGGGAGGGGAGGGGAAAGGAAAGGAGAGAGGGCGUGGCUACUGUCCCUUUCGUCUCUGAGAUCCCUUAGUAAAGAGAAUAUAUGUGAUGCCCUCCAGCUCUGAUUUCUUCUCUGGACAGGUCUCCCCACUGGGAGCCUCUUUGAUUGCCAUCAUAAAUCCGCCUAAAACACAUGCCAUAGAAAACUAGCACAGCCUUUUAGGUUGAACAGACCAACAUGUACAUCCCUGGCUCCCUGGGCUCCUCCCUCUUGUAAGAGGGAGUCAUAAUGGUACCCAUGGUAUCCAUGUUGCCUGGCUCAAGAAAGAAUUCACUGACGUGGGAAAGCAAGGUGCUCUGAGGGGGCCUGGUGGGCUGGGCGCAUGCCCAGUCGCUGAGGCUGUGGGAUACCAACAGUUUCACCUCCGAUAUAUGCAUGUUAUAUGUUAUAUGUAUGUGUAUGUGUGUAAACACACACUGAUAAUCAGACAAGUCUGGAAGCUCAGGAGUCCAAGCUGAACACGUCCAGUCUUGGCCACCUCCUCUUGAUGUCCUGUCACAGCGGGAGAGAGAACUCGUUGGUGUCUUCUAAGGGAGCCAUGAGGGGCUACCUUCCAUUCUCCCAUCCCAAGAGGCCUCUCCUCUGUACUCCAUGGCAACACUGGUUAGGGCUUCGACAAGGGAAGCAGGGAGGAGUGUACACAUUCAGGCAAUGUAUAUAGCCAAGAGCUUGCUGUGCUGGACCCCGCCGGUCACUCUACCACGACCACAACACAACCAAGUUUGUCCUUGCAAAAUUCUCAUUCGAGUUAAAUAACAGAAAGGUAUGCUUCGGCCACAGAGCGGCGGGGAGAAAGGGUGCAACGUAGAAAACGCCUGCUACCCACUUGGUGUGUGUGCCGAGCGGACCGCCAUCCAGAAGGCCAUCUCUGAAGGCUACAAGGAUUUCAGGGCUAUUGCCAUUGCCAGUGACUUGCAAGAAGAGUUCAUCUCUCCCUGCGGAGCCUGCCGACAAGUCAUGAGAGAGUUUGGCACCAACUGGGCUGUGUACAUGACCAAGCCCGAUGGCACAUUCGUAGUGAGGACGGUCCAGGAGCUGCUGCCGGCCUCGUUUGGGCCUGAAGACUUGCAGAAGAUUCACUGAAGGUUAGAGAAGAGAAUGUCCGCUGAAUGUGCGAGUCCAGGUGCCCUACCUAAGGAACAGCUCUUGGAAGACUUCAUAAUGAAGACACCAUGACGAUGCUGUCUCUGCCUGGGCCCUGGGGACACUUACCACAUGGGUCCCAAAUGGCUAGGCAAGGGAGACCUUGUUUCACACUCCACAGCUUCCCCUAGAGUGAUGAUGGAAGGUGCCACUUACCUGGGCCAAAGCCCUCACCCUCCUGGGGUCUCAGAACACCCCAUUCCUUCUUCUCCCGAAGGCCCUGGCAUUCCAGGCUUGGUCUGCCUUCCACGGCUCCGUCGUGUGAGUCUUCAGAUUAUAAACACCACAGCAUGUCCUGAUGACGAA
Molecule: messenger RNA, 2266 nt
Organism: Rattus norvegicus (Norway rat)
Lineage: Eukaryota; Metazoa; Chordata; Mammalia; Rodentia; Muridae
Gene: Cda
Product: cytidine deaminase
Biological process (GO): pyrimidine ribonucleotide metabolic process; CMP catabolic process; UMP salvage
Cellular component (GO): cytoplasm; cytosol
Molecular function (GO): cytidine deaminase activity; protein homodimerization activity; identical protein binding
Source: RefSeq, a predicted model, not a curated record